AUGCCAAAAGGAAAACCUUCCAGUUGUUCGUUAAUGUCUUCCACUGAAAGGGACGACCGAGGGUGGACUCUGCUUCACAUCGGAGCUCGAAAAGGUGAUCUGAAGUUGGUGAAGCGACUCCUCGACGAAGGCAUGGAUGUCAACGUGCGCGCAUGGGGAAGCAACUCAGGAGGUCUGACCCCUCUUCACCUUGCUGCACAAGGUGACCACCUUCAAGUCAUGGACGAGUUGCUGGAACGCGGAGCAAACAUCGAUGCAAGAACCAAAGGGGCAUGUGGGUGGACGCCUCUACACAAUGCCGCUAAGAAUCGAAGCAAGGCAGCCAUCAAAUUCUUGAUUGAGAAUGGAGCGUUCUUGCCACAAGACAUCGACGACUGUAGAUUCAAUCCACCUCUCUAUUAUUGCCCUGGUCUCGAAUGGGCUUAUGAGGAGAUGAAACGGCUCUACCAAGAAAAAGGAAAUUCCCUCCCAUCUGACCAUGAACAUGAAGGUUCUUGUUACUACGGCGGCAAUGAAGCCUGUAAUCCCCCAACGUCAAGCCAAAGAUCGUUAGUUUCUCUAUUUACUGGAAGAGUUUCUACAAUUGGAAACUUUCCCCUCUGGACUCUGUCUCUGUAUUAUUUACGUUAUCUUGGUUAUCGUAUUAAAGGGUAA
This is a messenger RNA of Telopea speciosissima, 654 nucleotides long. Its product is annotated as phytochrome-interacting ankyrin-repeat protein 2-like. The record is from RefSeq and is a predicted model, not a curated record. The coding region runs from base 1 to 654 and encodes 217 amino acids. Lineage: Eukaryota; Viridiplantae; Streptophyta; Magnoliopsida; Proteales; Proteaceae. Gene Ontology annotation, cellular component: cytoplasm; nucleus. The transcript has a single exon. Gene Ontology annotation, molecular function: protein binding.